AUGUUGUCCCGUGCUGGCCACUAUCUGGCGUCCGCCGGACGUCGGACGUUCUCACAGUCUGCGGCCCGACGCAACUAUGAGUCUACUAUUAAGAACCUCCUCAUUAACAAGGAUACCAAGGUGUUGUGUCAGGGUAUCACCGGAAAGACUGCUACCUUCCAUGUGAAGGAAGCCCUAGAAUAUGGCACCAACAUGGUCGCUGGCGUGUCACCGCACAAGGUCGGACAGACUCAUCUCGGAAUCCCGGUGUUCGGUUCAGUCAAAGACGCGGUCCGCGAUACGCAUCCCGAUGCCUCUAUUCUUUAUGUACCCCCGCCAUUCGCCGCCGACGCGAUCCUUGAAGCUAUCGAAAAUGAGAUCGGCUUGAUUGUCUGCAUUACGGAGGGUAUCCCUCAGGCCGACGAGAUCAAGGUCAUGAAUGCGCUGAAAAGCCAAUCAAAAUCCCGUCUCGUCGGACCAAACUGCCCUGGGAUCAUCAACCCACUGGGUUGCAAGAUGGGUAUUCAGCCCGGACACAUUCACAAACCUGGCAAUAUUGGGAUCGUUUCCCGCUCAGGUACCCUCACAUACGAGGCUGUCGCCCAGACCACGGACGUAGGGCUGGGCCAGACGCUCUGCGUCGGUAUUGGUGGCGAUCCAUUCCCUGGUACCAAGCAUGUUGAUGUGAUCAAACUCUUCAUGGAAGAUGAUAAGACCGAGGGUAUCGUAAUUAUUGGCGAGAUCGGUGGUUCCAUGGAGGAGGAGGCUGCUGAUUAUUUGGAGAGGUACAACAAGACUCGUGCCAAGCCUAAGCCUGUCGUCAGUUUCAUAGCUGGACGUACUGCACCUCCGGGCCGACGCAUGGGACAUGCAGGUGCUAUUAUAUCGGGUGGAAAGGGUGCCGCGUCAGACAAAGUUGCUGCUCUCGAGAGGGCCGGUUCGAUUGUAACCGCCAGUCCAGCCGAGAUUGGCCCAGUACUCUUGAAGGCUAUGCAAGAUGCUGGUCUCGCAUAG
Messenger RNA from Sparassis crispa, 993 nucleotides. RefSeq names its product Succinate--CoA ligase [ADP-forming] subunit alpha, mitochondrial. The coding region runs from base 1 to 993 and encodes 330 amino acids. Gene Ontology annotation, biological process: tricarboxylic acid cycle. The record is from RefSeq and is a predicted model, not a curated record. The transcript is spliced from 9 exons. Gene Ontology annotation, molecular function: succinate-CoA ligase (GDP-forming) activity; succinate-CoA ligase (ADP-forming) activity. Gene Ontology annotation, cellular component: succinate-CoA ligase complex (ADP-forming); mitochondrion. NCBI's taxonomy places the organism in Eukaryota, Fungi, Basidiomycota, Agaricomycetes, Polyporales, Sparassidaceae.